Messenger RNA from Cyclopterus lumpus (lumpfish), 2474 nucleotides. It is a transcript of the gene tlcd3a, whose product is annotated as TLC domain containing 3A. The transcript is spliced from 5 exons. The record is from RefSeq and is a predicted model, not a curated record. Gene Ontology annotation, cellular component: endoplasmic reticulum; membrane. Lineage: Eukaryota; Metazoa; Chordata; Actinopteri; Perciformes; Cyclopteridae. Gene Ontology annotation, biological process: lipid homeostasis. The coding region runs from base 268 to 1098 and encodes 276 amino acids.
ACUUUUAUUUUGACAGCAGCCCUGGAGAGCUCCGCUAGUUUCCUUGCCUUUUUAGCUCGACAGUGGUGCUGCUGCUGAGCCUCGGCGGUGUGUGUGUGUGUGUGUGUGUUUGGAUGGUGGACCGUUAAAACACCGACACCCCCCUCCCCACCCCCCCCCGACCGGCCCGCAUUAAAAUGCCUCAUCGCCGCGUGUAAACGGGCGAAAACUUCGUGGGAGGGGAGAGAGUCAGGUCUCCGGGCAGGUUUAGAGGAAAAUACUGGCAGGAUGUUGCAAGUUUUAGCUUGUGGCGCCGUAGUUUUCCCCGGUCUCUUCUUCGCCUUUAGGAAAAUCCUGCCGUGUGUGUUCAAACACUGGAGCGAUGCCGACGUGGUGCUGGUCAGCGAGAGACUGGUGUCCUCCCUCCAUGCCGUCAUGGCGACCACGGUAGGAGUCAUCGUUGCCACAUCAUGCCGGGAGAGCGUCAUCGACGACAGGCACUGGCUGGCCCCCUACUUUAUCGUCUGGUACGGUGUGCCCUACAUGACAUACGACAUCUUCGCCAUGUACCUCAGUCACUACCACCGCUUCCGCGUCAAAGGGCACGAGGACUACAAGCGGCAUUCGCUGAGGACCGUGCAGUCCUUCGUCCGCCGAGAGUUCCUGCUGGUGUUGCAUCACAUUGCCCUGCUCACGAUCCUGCUGCCUGUGACGCUGUUCUUCAGAAGGGACCAGGGGGAUUUCUUCAUCGGCUGCUUGUUUCUAACGGAGCUCAGCACACCCUUCGUCUCCCUGGGGAAGAUAUUUAUUCAGCUCAGCCUCCAGGAAUCCUGGCUGCACAAGGCCAACGGCGGCAUGGUACUCCUCACCUUCUUCGUGUUCCGCAUCGCCCUGUUCCCCUACAUGUACUGGGUGUACGGCCGCCACUACGGCAUCCCGCUCUACAGCGUGCCCUUCCACCUGCCGCUGUCCACCAACCUGGGCAACGUCUGCAUCCUGGCGCCGCAGGUCUACUGGUUCGUCCUUCUGUGCCGAAAGGGCUACCGUCUUUACCGGCGCAGCCGUGUGCCAGACUCGUCUCCCGCGGCCACGGUCACUGACAAUUCAAAGGCUGAUUGAUAUCAAGUUCACGUUCGCCCGCUCAAGCCGCACACUCAGCUACUAACGCAACUACUUCUGCAAAGGCACUAGUUUGACUUAACACAUUUCAAACCCCACCAUUGUACUGUAGUACACCAGGACUGCCUGCUCUUGUCCCACAACUCCCUGGGCAUUUUUUUCCGCACACUUUAAGUCCUCUUGUUACAAUAUCUGCUGCCUACGUGGACCUCUCCACCGAAAGCAGCUCUACUACUGAAGUUUGAUGAUCUAGCUUCUUUUUUUGGGGGGGUGGGGUGGGGGGAUAUUUUGGCUCCUGCCUGGAUCUUUGUUGAAGUGCUACACGGCGUCUGUCAACAUUUACAACGCUGAAGAACUUCCAUGGAUAGACAUUAUCUCCUCCUCCUCCUCCCCCCCCCGGACCCCCCCAUUACUCCUACUGUGUUUACGGCCUCUGCGGACUUUGAAGGUCUGUUACAGUGUUUGCGUGAGUGGCUGCUACGACAGGUUGUAUUUAUUGGGAUGAUUUUGCUGUCGAGUGUCGGGAUAGUCGCGUUCCCCCUUCCCAUCCAUGUGUGAGUGUGUGUGGGGGAAGGGGGGGGGGCAGGAUGCAAAUCCGGGCAGCAUUAGCAGGAAGAAUACAUGUCACCUCAUUCACGUUCGAGAGCUUAAAAAAAAAAAGAAGAAAAAACACUAAAAAAAAACUGCUACAUUUUGUUGACACCCCCAGUUAAUGUGACGUUUCACCUCCCAGUUCAUUUUGUUUGUAGUUUUCCCUUUAGAGCAUGAUACAGUGGCAUCAUCGACCCCCCCCCCCCCUCCAGCUGUGACCUCACGUUUACUACCGUGGCUCACUUAUUUUUCAGAAGCCGUCUCCUUUCAGCAGGGUGCGAGAGCUCUGUGUGCAUGGUGCAUCCCCCCCCCCCACACCCCCACACCCCCACACCCCCACACCCCGGAUUCAAUGCUGCACUUCCAUUUUAAGAAAGCCUUUUCAGGAAUUUGGGUUCGGCAAUAUCCUCCCAACGGUCGGGAGCAGGAGAAUGGUGGCACCGACAAGGGAUGACCUCAGUUCUGGGAAACCCAUCCUUCAUUUUCACAAGGUCAUUUUUCAACGAGUCCGUGCUGGAUUUUUAAUUUUUUUUUAAUUUUAGGUUGAUACGACAAAAGUGCAGUCAAGACCUCAAAUGAAUCACCUUUUUUUUUUUUUUUUGGAGAAGGAAAAAAAAUAAAUAAAAAAAAUAAACGACCAGACUGCUCCCGAUGUCUAAAUAAACAAUGUAAAGCCAUGAUGGGAUAAGAUUAAAAAAUAUGAUGUAUUUGGACUAACACCCAAGUGCAAGGAUUUUAAUUUCUGCAAGGUUUAUAUAUCAUUUGCAUGCAUGAGUAUAUAUAUA